Salmo salar (Atlantic salmon) is the source of this 1105-nucleotide messenger RNA. Its product is annotated as kinetochore protein NDC80 homolog. Gene Ontology annotation, cellular component: Ndc80 complex. Gene Ontology annotation, biological process: attachment of mitotic spindle microtubules to kinetochore. Lineage: Eukaryota; Metazoa; Chordata; Actinopteri; Salmoniformes; Salmonidae. The record is from RefSeq and is a predicted model, not a curated record.
AUGGAGGCUUUGGAGCAGGACCGAUUGAUGGUCAAAAGAACGGAGAAAGUCAAACUUCAGACAGACCUGCAGAAGCUGCAGAGUUAUCGCAGUAACCUGGAGUCUUUCAAAGCCAACCUGGAGAACAAAGCCUCUGGAUUGGCCGAGGAGCUGGAAGCAUCGGGACUGCAAGUGGAGACCCUAAAACAGGAGGAGUCCCGGCUCCAACACAUCUUGUCCACCCAGAAGUUCACUCCCGCAGACAUUGAGAGGAUCAACUGGGAGAAGAGGGAGCUGCAGCAGACCAUCAACAGCCUGAGCAAGAGCCUGGAGCAGGCCGAGCAGCACAUGUGGAACGAGGAAAUCGCUCUGGCCAAGGCCAAGGAGACGGCCGAAGUGAAGCUGGCCGAGUACCACAAGCUUGCCCGCAAACUGAAGCUCAUCCCUGUGUCUGCCGAGAACGCGUGCGGCCACGACUUUGAGAUCAGGACCUCCACAGAAUACGGACCGUCCACCAUGGUUCAAUGCAGAACACAGAUUCAACAACUACUGAGGAAACUGAUCACUGAUGUGGACGAGGAGUGUAGUCGACUGACAGACAUGAAACUAAGCCUGGAGGAGUCCAUAGAACAGGUGAAUUCCAAUAUUUCAGAUAAAGCGAAUGACUUGAAACAACUGAGAGAGCAAAUCCGUAGGCUCGACGAGCAGCUCGAACAAGACAUACAGGACAUUGCCCAUGAGGAGCAGAAGUGGUCUGCUGAGAUGGAGUCUGUGGAGACCCACCGCAAGCUGCUGGAGAAGAAGGUGACCCUGGGCUAUGACGAGUCUGUGGAGCAGCUGAAAGCUGCACAGCAACAGUACCAUCUUGUCCUGCAAGAAACCAAUGAGGAGCGGCGGACUGUGGUUAACAACCUUGCCAGUGUGUUAACCACGGCUGCCAACCACCUGUCCAUUGUAGAGAAGUUCUUAGAGGAUCAACACAAGCGAGUAGACAGGGUGUACACAGAAGCCUUCCGAGAGGAUGAGGUGGACAUUCAGAAGAUGAAGGACAUUAUGGAGAGCUUCAUCACUAAAGUGAACAGCAUGUAGUUCCAUGCUUUACUAUAAAAACUGACAUGAGCUCUAA